Molecule: messenger RNA, 691 nt
Organism: Cynara cardunculus var. scolymus (artichoke)
Lineage: Eukaryota; Viridiplantae; Streptophyta; Magnoliopsida; Asterales; Asteraceae
Product: high mobility group B protein 6
Exons: 3
Coding region: 10-603 (197 amino acids)
Source: RefSeq, a predicted model, not a curated record
CUCUCAACUAUGUUAACAGCUCAAUCUCCCGUCACCGGGAACCAUCUCCUCCGGCCAAAUACCGGACGACGGCCUCUCCAACCUAUCAAAUCCCCAGCCAAUGUACCACCUCCACUGGUUGACCACAGCCAUCAAAAGCCAAAUCUCAAGCUUGGAUGGAUCGAAGAUUCAAACAAGGAGAAUCCGAAUCAGAAUGAGAAACGAAAUCGUUCUUCAAUCUGCAGCGUUGCUGCAGUUCCAGUACAAAUCGAGCAAUUUGAAGUCUCGCUGGCUGAAGAACUGAGCGCCAUACGAGAAAAAAUGGAGAGAUUGAGGUUAGACAAAGAGAAGACGGAGAAGAUGUUAAGAGAGAGGGAAGUAAUGAUGGAGAUGAAGAUGAAGGAUCUGGAUCACAGAGGCCAGAUUCAGAAGGUUCUGGAGAUGGAAGUUGAUCGGCUUUAUCGAUUAAACGAGCUCAGAUCCUUAUGCAACAGGAUAUUGCCGAUCAGAUCAUUGAGAGAGAAGGAACAAGAGAAGAUCAAACCAGAUAAAUCACAGGGCGGAAAGAGUGAACAUCUGGAAGAAGAAAAGAUGGGGAAUCCAUGUGGGGUAAUCGAGAAAUAAUUGAAAUCCAUGUUUUGGUUUGUUGUUGAGGUGUGGGUAUAAUAUCUUAUUGUAUUCCUCAUCUCAAAUUGAAAUUGAAAUUGAAAUU